AUGUCCCGCCCGGGGGCCGCCGAUCCCGGCGCCGCCGUGGAGCGGCUCUGCCGGGAGCUCAACCUGGACGCGGCAAGCGCGGCCGAGGCGCUGCGCGACUUCACGGUGCUGCGGGGCACCUACAGCCUGGAGGGCGAAGCGCUGCACUGGUUGGCCUGCGCGCUGUACGUCGCCUGCCGCCGGAGCCGCGUGCCCACCGUGGGGAGCAGCCCGAUGGAGGGGAACGGCGUCUCCCUGACCCGCAUCCUGCGCUCCGCACGCCUCAGUUUAAUUCAGUUUUUUAGCAAAAUGAAGAAAUGGAUGGACAUGUCAAACCUGCCCCAGGAAUUCCGAGAGCGAGUUGAGAGGCUGGAGAGAAAUUUUGAAGUGUCAACUGUGAUUUUCAAAAAGUUCGAACCAAUAUUUUUUGAUAUAUUUCAAAACCCUUAUGAAGAAAGUUCCAAACCUCAUCGAAGCAGGAAGCAGAGGCGGGUGCCGUGCAGCGUCAAAGAUCUCUUCAACUUCUGCUGGACUCUCUUUGUGUACACUAAGGGUAAUUUCCGUAUGAUUGGAGAUGAUUUAGUAAAUUCGUAUCAUCUACUUCUGUGCUGCUUGGACCUGAUUUUUGCCAAUGCCCUUCUGUGUCCAAACAGAAGAGAUUUGCUAAAUCCAUCAUUUAAAGGCUUACCAGUGGAAUUCCACGCUCUGGAGAUCAAAGCCUCCGAGGAUCCUCCCUGCAUCAUUGCCAUGCUCUGCGAGCUGCAUGACGGGCUCCUUGUGGAAGCGAAAGGCAUAAAGGAGCACUACUUCAAACCAUACAUUGCAAAGCUGUUUGAUAGGAAGAUCUUAAAAGGAGAUUGUCUGUUGGAUCUUUGCAACUUUACAGAAAAUAGCAAAGCACUGAAUAAAGAGUAUGAAGAGUAUGUUCUGACCGUGGGUGACUUUGAUGAGAGAGUUUUCCUGGGAGCUGAUGCUGAAGAAGAAAUUGGCACUCGAAAAUUCCCUGCAGAUGUGCCAGGAGAGAAAACAACAGCAAGAGCUCACAUGGAGUGUCAUCUGCAGCAGCAUUUUGAAAAGAAAAGGUCAUUUGCACCUUCAACUCCACUGACUGGCAGAAGAUACCUGCGAGAAAAGGAAACUGCCAUCACUCCUGUGGCUUCGGCCACACAGAGCGUGAGCCGUUUGCAGAGCAUGGUGGCUGGGUUGAAAAAUGCACCGAGUGAACAACUUACAGCUAUUUUUGAGUCUUGUGCCCGCAGCCCCUUGGAAAGCAUCAUGAGCAGAGUGAAGGAAAUUGGUGAGACCUUCUGUUGCAGCUACACUCAGUCAACAGAUGAGCAGCCAGGAUCUCACAUAGAUUUUGCUGUAAACAGAUUAAAACUGGCAGAGAUCUUGUACUAUAAGAUCUUGGAGACUAUAAUGGUGCAAGAAACACGGAGACUGCAUGGGAAGGAUUUGACUGCUCUCCUGGAACAGGAUCUCUUUCACCGCUCCCUCCUCGCAUGCUGCUUGGAGAUUGUGCUCUUCGCUUACAGCUCCCCUCGCACCUUCCCCUGGAUCAUUGAAGUUCUUGACCUCAGGCCAUUCUAUUUCUACAAGGUUAUUGAAGUGCUGAUUCGGUCUGAGGAAGGACUUUCCAGAGACAUGGUGAAGCACCUCAAUAGCAUUGAGGAACAGAUUCUGGAGAGUCUGGCCUGGACUCGGAACUCAGCACUCUGGAAUGCACUCGAGGCCUCAGAAAACAAAGUCCCAACCUGUGAAGAAGUAAUAUUUCCCAGUAAUUUUGAGGCCAGCAGUGGAGGAAGUGGGUUUGGGCACUUGCCCAUGGUGCCAUUAUCUCCCAUAAUUCAUCCUCGAGUGAAAGAGGUUCGGACAGAUCUUGGUGGGAGUUUAAGACGAGACAUGCAGCCAUUGUCUCCAAUCUCCGUUCACGAGCGCUACAGUUCUCCUACAGCUGGAAGUGCUAAGAGAAGGCUCUUUGGAGAUGACAGCCCCAAAGAAAUCCAUAUGGAAAAAAUCUUAACGAAAGGAACUAAGCUGACAAUUGCUCCAGCAUCAAGGAUUGGUGCUGAAAACAUGUCAGUAUCUCCUGCCCAGACAGUGCUGACCAUGACAACCACUACAGGACCAGGAAAAGCAGGACAGAAGGUCACUAUCCCACUGCAUGGUAUUGCAAAUGACAUGGGUGGAAUCACCUUGAUCCCCGUUUCGAUUAAUUUAGGCCAGCCAUGUAAAGUGGAUGCUCAGGCUUCCUGCCACCCUCCUGGGAAUCAAGCACAAGAAGUGCAGCUGCCAGUGGCCAGCAAACCAAAGAGAACAGGCUCCUUGGCACUGUUCUACAGGAAGGUGUAUCAUCUGGCAAGUGUGCGCUUGCGUGAUCUGUGCUUAAAACUGGAUGUUUCCAAUGACUUGCGCAGGAAGAUAUGGACGUGUUUUGAAUUCACAUUGGUUCAUUGUGCCGAUCUUAUGAAAGACAGGCAUUUGGACCAGCUCCUCCUCUGUGCUUUUUAUAUCAUGGCAAAGGUAACCAAAGAGGAAAGAACUUUUCAAGACAUAAUGAAAAGUUACAGAAAUCAGCCACAGGCAAACAGCCACGUUUAUAGGAGUGUCUUGUUGAGGAGUACUUCUGAUGAUGUUCCAUUGGACAAAAAUGCAAACCCAGGUGUGGAGAUGACAGAAGACUCAUCUGUGAAAGCUGGCAGUUCCUUGGGACGAUCCACAGCAGAGGACUCAAGUGAGUCAGAAACUGAGGAGAGAGGAGAUCUUAUUAAAUUUUACAACGCAGUCUACGUAGGAAGAGUAAAGUCAUUUGCACUGAAGUACGAUAUCACAAACCAGGAUCAUGUGAUGGAGGCGCCUCCGCUGUCGCCGUUCCCCAGCAUCCGGCAGCAGCCGGUGUCUCCCCGGCGCAUCUCCCAGCAGCACUCCGUGUACGUGUCGCCUCACAAGAACGGCGUCUGCCUCACACCUCGAACUGCUCUGCUCUACAAGUUCAAUGGCAGCCCUUCCAAGAGUUUGAAGGACAUCAACAAUAUGAUAAAACAAGGUGAACACAGGAGUAAGAAGCGAGCAAUAACAAUUGACAGUGACACUGAAUCCCCCACAAAGCGACUCUGCCAGGAAAAUGAUGAUGUUCUACUAAAACGUCUGCAGGAUGUUGUCAGUGAAAGAGCAAAUCACUAAAAAACUUCUGCUUUCUGUGGGAUCUCUAAGUUACGGAGCUGGAUAUUUAUUUCUUGGUUUUGUAUAUAGACAACUGUCAAGUUCCUUCAACACUGAACUUUCACCUGACUUCCAUAGGACACAAAAAGUAAGAGUUAUGUAGGAAAUGCCAGUGAUCUUCAUGCCCAAAGACCACACUGUGCUAUAACUUACUCUGAGCUGUUUUAGCAAAAGAGUGUUCUGUGAAAGCUGUAUUGGAUGUUCUCAAGCCUCAUUUGGAGCAUCAUGAGUUCUGAGUGUAACUCAGCUUGUAAUACUGGUUUUAUUAUUAGAAUAAGAGUGAUAAAGAAAUUAGUGAAAUCAGUGACGUUACCUCAAGCUUUUGGUAUUUGGAGAAGAAACUUGCAAAGUGCCUUAAUUGAAAAGAAUAUGGAAUUUUUUGCAUUAUUUUACUGUGGAGUAACUGGAAGGAGAAUAAAUUAAUUAUUUAGCCUCAGGAAGAGCUGAGUAGUUUUGAACUGUCAGAACUUCUGUUAAAAAGUGUAUGUUGUGACACGUAUCUGACAGCUUUUGCAGUAACAAAGGCAAUAAUCUAAAAAUACAAAUAGUGGUGACUUAAGUUGGACUCUGGUAAAGCACUGAGAUACAGUUCUGUGAGCCUGAAUUCCCUUUCUC
Messenger RNA from Vidua macroura (Pin-tailed whydah), 3816 nucleotides. RefSeq names its product RB transcriptional corepressor like 1 (gene RBL1). NCBI's taxonomy places the organism in Eukaryota, Metazoa, Chordata, Aves, Passeriformes, Viduidae. Bases 1 to 3162 code for a protein of 1053 amino acids. The record is from RefSeq and is a predicted model, not a curated record. The transcript has 22 exons. Gene Ontology annotation, biological process: cell differentiation; negative regulation of G1/S transition of mitotic cell cycle; regulation of transcription by RNA polymerase II. Gene Ontology annotation, cellular component: nucleus; transcription regulator complex; chromatin. Gene Ontology annotation, molecular function: RNA polymerase II transcription regulatory region sequence-specific DNA binding.